GUGGAAGAAGCAGAGGCGAGGAGGGGCCGAGGGAGAGGUGCGGGGGAACCUAGCCGGCUCCGCUUUUCGCAUUUUCCCUUCUGGACACCCCCACACAAGGAGUUGCGCGUCGUCUGCUCGGAGGUGGAGGAGUUCAAGAUAAAUAGACGCACAGAGUGAAUGUCGAGCGCCUUUGCCAAGCCACUUGCGAGGAAGAGGAACAGCGCUAACGGGCUUCCCCGAGUCUCACCGCGGCCCCGUGAACAAACUGCCUCCCCACCCCCCCGCCUCGAUCCUCUCCCCCUAUCUGCCUCCCCCCCCUACCCCCAGCAGCCCCAUUCCCGGGCGUGACGUCACCCCCAGCUAGGUCCGAGGGAGCCUGCAAAAGCCUCUCAAAUUCAAACUGAACGGCGCCCAGACAGCAGCCACCGCCAGCCGGGGGAAGGGAACCGAGCCGCCACCACCGCAACCCCAGCAGCCGGCCGGCGGAGUCAGCAGCCCACGGCGCCCCGCACCCCGCCGUCCGCCCGCGCCCAGCGCACACGCACAGCCAGCCGGGCGCCAGGUGGCCAAACUUCCCGCGGCUCCUCCGCUCGCCUCGCCCCCUCCGCUCGCCUCGCCCCCUCCUGCCUGCCCACCUCCAGGACUUUGGGUUGUAUCCCAGAGCCCCAAACCCCCAGGACGCCUCCCCCGCCCAUCAUCACCCCAAACCCACUAGUUCCACCCCUUCCCACCCCCGGUCAAGCGAACCGUUCCGUCUGCAAGAAGCGGCGUCUUCUCCAGGCUGCUUUUCCCCCCACAACGGUUUCUCUAUUUGCACCCAAAAUGCUAAACUCCGGGGCCACCGCAAAGGAGGGGAGUCUCAUCUUCUCCUGAUGUGCUUAACUGUAGGUGCCGGAACCAGAUCGACUGUGCAUAAAGAUGCUGAACGGUGUUUGGUUGCUCAGUGUAUUAACCGUGGCCGGGAUCCUCCAGACGGAGAGCCGCAAAACUGGCAAAGACAUUUGUAAGAUCCGCUGCUUGUGUGAGGAGAAGGAAAAUGUACUGAAUAUUAAUUGCGAAAACAAAGGCUUUACAACCGUGAGCUUGCUCCAGCCCCCCCAGUAUCGGAUCUACCAGCUUUUCCUCAAUGGAAACUUACUGACCAGACUCUAUCCUAAUGAGUUCGUCAAUUACUCCAACGCGGUGACUCUCCAUUUGGGAAACAAUGAGCUGCAAGAGAUCAGAACUGGGGCAUUCAAUGGCCUGAAAACUCUCAAGCGACUCCACCUGAACAACAACAAACUGGAAGUUUUGAGGGAGGACACAUUCCUGGGCCUGGAGAGUUUGGAGUACCUGCAGGCAGACUACAACUACAUCAGUGCCAUCGAGGCAGGCGCCUUCAGUAAGCUGAAUAAGCUCAAGGUCCUGAUUCUCAAUGACAAUCUCCUUCUGUCUCUCCCCAAUAAUGUGUUCCGCUUUGUUCUGCUGACCCACUUAGAUCUGAGAGGGAAUCGACUGAAGAUGAUGCCCUUUGCUGGAGUCCUGGAACACAUUGGAGGGAUCAUGGAAAUUCAGUUAGAGGAAAACCCUUGGAACUGCACUUGUGAUUUACUUCCUCUGAAGGCUUGGCUCGAUACCAUAACAGUCUUUGUUGGAGAGAUUGUCUGUGAAACUCCUUUUCGGCUGCAUGGGAAAGACGUGACACAGUUGACCAGGCAAGACCUCUGUCCCAGGAAGAGUGCCAGCGAUUCAAAUCAUAAAGUGAACCACCCUUCCUUUUCCGACACCCACGUGCAGAAGCUGUCGCCUACCCUUAAUCCUGCUCUCACUCCUACCCGGGCCCCCAAAGCCAGCCGACCCCCCAAGACAAGAAACAGACCAACGCCCAGGGUCACCGUGUCCAAAGAUAGGCAGAGCUUUGGACCUAUCAUGGUGUACCAGACCAAGUCACCGGUCCCCCUCACCUGUCCUAGCAGCUGCAUCUGUACCUCCCAGAGUUCUGACAAUGGGUUAAAUGUCAACUGCCAAGAAAGGAAGUUCACCAAUAUCUCAGCCCUUCACCCCAAACCUACCAGUCCAAAGAAGCUUUAUCUUACAGGGAACUAUUUGCAAACUGUCUACAAAAAUGACCUCGCAGAAUACAGUUCUUUGGAUUUGUUGCAUCUUGGAAACAAUCGGAUAGCAGUCAUUCAGGAGGGUGCUUUUACAAACCUAACCAGUUUACGGAGACUUUAUCUGAAUGGCAACUAUCUGGAAAUUCUUUAUCCUUCUAUGUUCGAGGGGCUGCAGAGUUUACAAUAUCUCUAUCUUGAGUAUAACAUCAUUAAAGAGAUCAAGCCCUGUACCUUUGAUACACUGAUUAACUUGCAGCUGUUAUUUCUGAAUAACAACUUACUGAGAUCAUUACCAGAUAAUGUGUUUGGUGGCACUGCCCUCACCAGACUGAACCUGAGGAACAACCAUUUCUCCCAUUUGCCAGUGAAAGGGGUCCUGGACCAGCUCCCAGCUUUUAUCCAGAUUGAUCUGCAAGAAAACCCGUGGGAUUGUACCUGUGACAUUAUGGGACUGAAAGACUGGACAGAGCAUGCAAAUUCCCCUGUUAUCAUCAAUGAGAUUACCUGUGAAUCUCCAGCCAAACAUGCAGGUGAGAUCUUGAAAUUUUUAGGGAGAGACACUAUCUGUCCAGACAACCCUGACUUAUCAGAUGCUACUAUCUUAUCCAUGAGUCAUAACACAGACACCCCAAGAUCCCUUAGUGUGGCUCCCAGCUCAUACCCAGAGCUACAUACAGAAGUUCCACUCUCUGUCUUAAUUUUAGGGUUGCUUGUGGUCUUUAUCUUAUCUGUCUGCUUUGGAGCAGGCUUAUUUGUCUUUGUCCUCAAACGGCGAAAAGGGGUACCCAGUGGGCCCAGUAGCACCAACAACUUAGACAUCAGUUCCUUCCAACUGCAGUAUGGAUCUUAUAAUGCUGACACUGCUGACAAAACUGAAGGCCACGUCUAUAACUAUAUUCCUCCUCCUGUGGGCCAGAUGUGCCAAAACCCUAUUUACAUGCAGAAGGAAGGUGACCCAGUGGCAUACUACCGAAACCUCCAAGAGUUCAGCUAUGGGAAUCUGGACACCAAGAAGGAAGGGCCAGCCACUCUGGCUUAUACCAUCAGUGCAUCAGAAUUACUGGAAAAGCAGUCCACCCCACGAGAGCCGGAGCUACUCUAUCAAAAUAUUGCAGAGAGAGUGAAAGAGCUCCCCAGCGCAGGGGUGGUCCACUAUAACUUUUGCACCUUACCUAAGCGGCAGUUCACACCUUCCUAUGAAUCCCGACGCCAAAAUCAGGACAGACUGAACAAAACUGUUUUAUACGGAACUCCCAGGAAAUACUUUGCAGACCAAUCCAAACCUGAACAUCCUUUACUUCAGGCCAAGCAGCAAACAGAACCAGACUACCUCGAAGUUCUGGAGAAACAAACCGCGAUCAGUCAGCUGUGAAGAGAGGGAAAGAGAACGAAAGCAUCAAGGAAGGCUGCCUCAGGAAGACAGAAACAGCUGGGGAUGGCCACAUUCAGUGCAUUGGCUUUUUGGUUUUUGUAGGGUGGGGGCAAUGAAGUUGGGGGGAGGUCUUUCUUUUCCAGGAAUAAUAUGGAAACUGAAAAAUCAGUGAGGGAUGGGGGAAAGCAAGCUUCUUGCUCUGAAAAGUUUUCCUUUUAAAUUAUUUCCACUUUAUUUUGGUUGGGUUUUUUUUUUGUCAUCCUUAGUAACUGUCCACUGAAAAUGAAUGUUGCUCCAAUGACUUUUUUUUCCCUUUUCACUUUACUUCUUGUUCUCCCCCCCAAUCUGUUCUGUUGUUUCAGUGCACAGAUGGGGAAUGGGAGACUCUAGGAGGUCUGGAAGGGGCUAGGCAAAAAAAAAAUCUUUUAAAGAAGUGGAUGCUGAAUGUGUUAUGCUGAAGAUCUCCAAAGAUCUUUUGGGACUGUCACUUCCUUUGUAAAUAAUAAUAUCCAGUAUUUCUCUUUCAGUUACCACGCAAAGUCACUGAGCGUCACCUCUUGUGUUAAAGUGCCUUUGCACUUUAAGUACAUUACUUAAAUGUUGCUUUUAGCUUUGAUAAAUUGAACCUAUUUUAAUGUGUUGUAUUUUUGAAAGUAAAAAAAAUGUAAAAUAGAUCUAUAUGUCAGCUGCAUUCAAUCAAAGGAGAGUUUGCUUGAUUUAUAGGUAACCAGCCCUUCAUUAAAUGAUUCUAGUUCUAAGACUUUAUAGAUUUCACUGUAAAAUAUUUCUUUUCUUCUGGGUUUGUUUUAAGUGAUUCAUUGAAGUCAGCUAAGCAGACUUAGUGAUAGACCAGAGGCACUCAGCUGCCUUGGUUGGGCUUGCUAUUUCAUUAAUAAAAGGUAUUGAACAUGCUAGCAUAGAGAAUUGAACAAUUAAGGUCCUUCCCUAAAUCAUUACCUUGCCAACACUAACAUGGUCAGUAAUGUUCAGUGCUUUUAGAUUAUUUUCCUAAUUAAGAGAACAUUACACAACUUGUAAUAUAUUUUUUCUGCAUUAAAUUAGAUAUUUUUAUACAUUUAAUGAAAGUCUGAAUUUCUAACUUUUUAAUUGAAAUUAAUAUUUUUUCUGCCUAUUGAGACAUUUUCUAUAAGCAUACACCAGUAGAGGCCGCCACACACCUCAUUUAAUAAAGACAUAUGAGCCAUUUAAAUACCUUGAAGGAAGACUUCAAAGGUGAAAUUCGAACUUGGGUCUCCAGACUUCCCAAGCCAGUUCUCUGCAUAUUCCAAGGUAGCAGAGACAAAUGUCAACAUACCUUCCAAUACCCUUACCCACCAACGUUUAGACUUCUGAAUUCUUCUUGGGUUAUCAUAUUUAAAUAGAAAGCAAUGUUUUCUCAUUGAGUUUAUGAAGUCCUCCCAAGUUUAUUGAAGCUUUAAAAGGGGUGCUAUCUGAUAAUGCUAUUGCGUCUCCAUAUAGGGGAAGAAUGAACGAAAACCAAGAAAUUAAGCGAAUCAUUUCUCUUUCACCUUUCCUUAGGUUUUACUUGAAUUUUACCUUGUCAUCCGAAGAGAGCAUUUCUUUUUUUUCUCCCCCCGGAAUGGGGGCAGGGGAGAGUAUUAAAAUGAAUUUGGUUAACCAAGUAUAUAAAACAUUUAUGAAGCCUUAUUAUUAGCCUGUAAAUAAUUUUUAGCUGCAAACAUGAUUGUGAGAUUUAAACAAACAGCCCUUAUUUACAACAAAAAUAGUUUUGUUUUGUCUAUUGUAAAUCCUUAUGCAACUGGGAUGGUGAUCUGCAUAUAAAGUAGGCCAGCCUUUUCAAUUCCUUAUUAAAGCAAUUGAUGGAGAAUGAAAGAAGCUCCCUGUUUCCUUUUCAUAAAUAGGUUACUGCACAUAAUAAUCCUUUAUUAUCAUGCAGAGAUUGAAGUGGACUCUGAUGACUUAUUUUUAAAGCUUUAAUAUGACUAAUAGUAUAUUGUCUGCCACUCCGAAGACUUCCCAAGCAAUCGAAUUUCAAUUAUAAAUGACUUAAGUCCGUAUUCUUUUCAUCGAUAUUUUACUAGUGGAAAACAUUUGCCUUUUUCAGAACUGAAAAGAGUCGUGUGUGGACAGAGCUCAGAACAUGCAGUGAAUCGCUUUUAAUGAACAAUGCAGUGUCUGAAUACCAUCCACCGUGACCAGCUCUCCUGGCCAUCCUUUGUUUCAAAAUCAUAAUUUCUAUUCAUGGCCAUUACAGCAGGGUUAGCACUGGAGGUCCAUAAGAAACUAACUCUAUGAGAGUUGGUCUUCCAAAGGGUCUCCUUUCAGGGAAGAGAAGAGAAAGUAUGAACACAGAGAGAUUGCCUGGAAAUCACUUCCUCCACUUUGGGUGUGAGGUGCUGACAUGGAACAGCUUCAGGGGGGUCACUUCUGGCUGCUGGCCAGAAUGUAGUGGUAGCUAGGACAAAAAAAAAAAAAGGCGUGGUAGAAAGUUUUUGCUAAGGGGAAUGAUCAGAUCUGCUUUUCCUUAACUUUUUAUUGAGCAUUAAGCUAUGUGUGAGAACUGAGGUGAUUUGUCCAAAUCUACUUUUAGUGCUUCCCACCCCCACCCACCCCCACCACAUAAAUUCAGUACACCUUUUAUAGCAUUAAUUUUGGUGAAAAAAAAAGCAAUAGCAAUUUCAGAUGCAUUCUUCUAAAGAGACCUCCUGGAACAACUCAAUUUUAUCCACAAUCCCACUAAAUAAUGAUGGCUUAAUUUUGAAUACUUACGCUUUCCAGAUUUGCACUUUAUUAUUAGCAUAGCAUGAUGAAAUAUUUCCUCUUCCAACCUAAUGGGAUGCAUCCUUUAAAUCAUUUUUUCAAUACAGCCUUUCAAGUAUAUGUUGCGUUCAGUUUCUAUUGUUAGUUUAAAGUAUGUUUGUGACAUACUUUAAAGUCGAAAUGAGCUUUUUUUUUUCCCUGAAGCUUUGUUUCCAUUCUGUUAUUGUUCCAACUGACUGCAUUUGGUUUUGCUUCCUCAGCACCAGGGCUUUUUGAAAUGAUUUUAUUCUGGGAUCUUUAUUUUUAUCUCCUGCAGCUGGAUUUGGUUGUUUAACUUUGACUCCCCAUGCUGCUCGAAAGAGGAAUAAACAGUAACAUGGCUACCCCCAGGGCUUUGGGGGCAACCUUCACUCUCCUGGCCGCAGGCUGAAGCUGAGCUGCAAGGCCUAGCCCUGCGAAUUGUACAUGGUCAUUCCCUUCCAAUUCCAGAUGAUUAAUUAGUGGCUAGCUUCCCCUGGGGCUCAUUAGUAUUAACAACAACAAAAAAAUCUCAGCUGCUUUUCCUAGGUUUAACUGCCACUGAGAAAGAACCGCAUCUGGGUUCUAAACCAGGAGCAACUUUCUUAGGCCUCACCAAAUCCCUCUAUUAAGAUGGUAUCAUCAAGUCUAACACUCCUUCUUUGCCCAUAAGGCAAGUUACUUUUUGAAUCCUUUUCUUGGUCCUACAAAGACUUAACCUCUAUUUAGUCACACAAAGGAGGGUCUAGGGAAAACAGAGGCAGAUUGGGAUUCUUCAGACUGUGGAUGUACUACCCAAACCCCCCAAGGAUGGAGGAUCAGAACGAGAAUUAAGAAAAGCUCUUUGGGGUGUUCUAAUGCCUGAAACUUCUCUGAUGAUCCCCGGAUGUGGACAGCUGUUGGGCUUUCCAUCUUGAGUCUAUGGAGUAAGGGGAAAACUGUGGAUCUCUUUUCCACCUGCUGCACAUCAUUUAGCCAGCAUCCUUCAUUAUUUUGGGCUGUAUGACCUAACAGACAAACCAAACAGCAAACAAACCAAACAUUUCUGUUGGAUCGGGUCUAGUGCUUCAAGUAUGAGGACUGGUACCUGUGUGCUGUUUUAAAAGCUUCACUGUAAAGAUAAUCCGCAAUGUGAUUGUAAAUACGGUGUCACAAACAUACUUUAAAAUGACUAGCAGAUCCGUGUUUUAUAGGCAAUGCUUAAUUUGCAUCUCAAUGGCUUAGACUAGAGGGUUUUGUUUUCCGAUAUCAUCUGUUAACUUGCAAACAACAAAAAGUAUAGGAGUGGUGAGAAAUAUUUACCUUGAGAUGUAGGUGAUAAAAUCACUAACUUCUGGUAAAGAGAAAAUAAGUACUGUAUAUAGGUGUACCUCACUUCUUGCUGUGGUUGUGCUCCUGAAAAAAAAGUUGUGUGUAAAUUCAAUUUUUUUUUUUUGUAAAUUGAAUCAUAUUUUAAGUGCACUAGGGGAGCUGCUAUUUAGAGGAAACUUGUGGUGAAUCCUUUUGUAAAGCAAAGACUCAUUUUAUAAUGGAAAUAAUCAUCCCCCACCCCUAAUUUAUCUGUUUUGUAUGUUUGGAUUUUCAUAUAUCGGGUUUGCAUAAAACAGGGCCCACCUGCAUAGUCAUUCAAUCCAACCUGCUUUUCCAGUGCUGCUUGUUGUACCAGUGUAUUGGUUGCUAAGGGCUUAUACUUGAAAAGGCUGCUGCAAUUUUGUGCAAAUUAAGCUAAUGGAUGAUUCUGUGAUUACACAGUAGCAUCUCUAAACUGUUAUGGGUAGCCAAACCAUUUAGACUCAAUUGAGCACCGGAUUCCUCACUUCCUGUCCUAACUGGUAUGUUCGAUCAGCAGCCUCUCCUUUCUCAGAUGUGGCCAUGUUUCCUUAGGGGGUGGAGCAAUUACCGUAUUCCAAUUCUAGAAAGUGCUUAGAGUCAAAUGGUUUUAUAAUAAAUAUAUGUCAUUGUGUAAACAUAUUGAACUGCAUGUCUGUUGGAAUUUUUUCUUGCAGUGUUUUAGCUUGGAAAUACCUGUAUAAAUACUGUUAGAUUUAGUCGCAAAUAAUUGUUGUCAAGUUAUUGGAAUAAAUGGCAAAUGAAACAAGA
Molecule: messenger RNA, 8307 nt
Organism: Phascolarctos cinereus (koala)
Lineage: Eukaryota; Metazoa; Chordata; Mammalia; Diprotodontia; Phascolarctidae
Gene: SLITRK2
Product: SLIT and NTRK like family member 2
Biological process (GO): positive regulation of synapse assembly; axonogenesis
Cellular component (GO): glutamatergic synapse
Molecular function (GO): protein binding
Source: RefSeq, a predicted model, not a curated record